Molecule: messenger RNA, 1234 nt
Organism: Quercus robur (English oak)
Lineage: Eukaryota; Viridiplantae; Streptophyta; Magnoliopsida; Fagales; Fagaceae
Product: cationic peroxidase 1-like
Exons: 4
Coding region: 78-1052 (324 amino acids)
Biological process (GO): hydrogen peroxide catabolic process; response to oxidative stress
Molecular function (GO): peroxidase activity; heme binding
Source: RefSeq, a predicted model, not a curated record
UAGUGCCUUAAACCACCCAACAAAGCAAAAGGCCUUCUUUUUCUUCUUCUUCUUCUUCUUCUUCUUCAAUAAUCAUUAUGGCUCACUCUUAUUCUAGCUCAGCAAUUCUAACUACCACAAUUAAGUUCUGCCUCUUAUUCUCACUUCUUUUGGGGAUGGUCUCAGCUCAGUUGUCCCCUACUUUCUAUGCAACAUCAUGCCCUAAUGCCCUUUCCACCAUUAAUUCAGCUGUAAACUCCGCAGUUUCAAGUGAGAAACGCAUGGGAGCAUCCUUGCUCCGUCUUCACUUUCAUGAUUGCUUUGUUAAUGGGUGUGAUGCAUCAGUUCUCUUAGACGACAAUUCAACUUUCACCGGAGAGAAAACAGCGGGUCCCAACAAUAAUUCACUAAGGGGAUUUGAUGUAGUAGACACUAUCAAAUCUCAAUUGGAAAAAAAUUGCCCUGGUGUUGUGUCUUGUGCUGACAUUUUAGCCGUUGCUGCGAGAGAUUCCGUUGUUGCACUAGGUGGGACUAAUUGGACAGUUCAAUUGGGUAGAAGAGACUCUACCACCGCAAGUUUAAGUGCUGCUAAUUCCAACAUCCCUGCUCCAACAUUGAAUCUUAGUGGCCUUCUCAGUGCCUUCUCAAACAAAGGUUUCACUGCCAAAGAAUUGGUGGCCCUAUCAGGAUCUCACACAAUAGGCCAAGCAAGGUGCACAGUUUUCCGAACCAGGAUUUACAAUGAAACAAACAUAGAUUCCUCAUUUGCAACUUCAUUGAAAUCGAACUGUCCAAGCACUGGUGGUGACAACAAUCUUGCCCCUCUAGACUUGACUAGUCCAACAUCUUUUGACAAUGCUUACUUCAAGAAUUUGAUAAGCAACAAGGGUCUCUUGCACUCAGACCAACAACUCUUUAAUGGGGGUUCCACAGAUUCACAAGUUAAUGCUUACAGCUCCAACUCCGCAAGCUUUCUAACAGACUUUGCAAAUGCAAUGGUGAAGAUGGGGAACCUUAGCCCACUCACAGGCACAAGCGGCCAAAUUAGGACAAAUUGUAGAAAAGCCAACUAAGUUAAGUCAAUGGAGUGUGCCUUUUUGAGGAUUCAUUUCAUUGUUGUCGCUGUUACUAGUAAACAAAAUUUUUCAUAGUCAUUGAUGUGAGAUGUUAUAGUUGAUGUAUAAUAAAAAUUGUGAAAAUUUUUGAAUAUGUAUUAUUGUUAUAUCAAAUAUAUAGACAUUUGUUCAACUUGAAA